GGAAAGAAAACCAGAUGGUUUUCGCAGACAAUUAAUUCGAGAAAAUAUGCAGUUUGGAGAGGAUGAGCCUCCAAUAAUACGGAGUGGGGCCGUGUAUCGACAAACGAAGAUGGAAGCUUUAAAAAAAACGUAUGGAAUCGAGAAAGAUGACAGACGUGAUCAGGCUACUAUUGUCAGAGAUAUGUCUGGUGACACCAAGUACUCUCAGAUCAUCAUUGACGUGGGAGCUAAUCCAUUCCAUGUGAUAUUUUGUUCGCCAGAGCAAGUGUUAGUCUAUAAAGAAUAUUGUCGAGUUGUCUCACUGCCUCGAACAGCCACUGAUGCCAGUGGAAAAUUUGUUAGGAAGUUGGAAAAAUGCCCAGGUGCCAUGACAGGACAUCUCUUCUUCUAUACUGUGACAAUCAAUUUCGAAAAUAAAACCAUUCCAGUAUAUCAAAUGCUCACAGAAAGGCAAGAUGCUGAUUGGAUCAUCUAUUGGCUACGAACUUGGCUCAGAAAGUUUAAGGUGAGGCCACCAAAGGAGUCAACAAGUGACGAAGAGAGAGCUCUAGUCUUAGGACAAUGUCAGGCAUUUAAUGGCAUGACAAUAAAGAAGUACGUCGAUGAAGUCUUUCUGUGGGCUAAAGUUGAAACUAGGAGGAGAACUCUGCCAUUUCCAGCUACUACAGUGAUAAGAUUGGAUGUAGCCCAUUUUGUGGCUGCUGCUGCCAAAUGGAGUUGCCUCAACGAUUCCUACAAAUUUCGUACUAAAAGAUUUUAUGUUCGCGUGAUAACACUAAUGAUUGACUGUCAGUCUGUGGAUGAGUUUCGUCACAUUUUUCUCUUGACAUGUAUCGUAGCCCUGAUACCUGUCAAUGAUUAUAUCGUAAGGACUCCGGAGUUCGAGAUGACAGCUCAAGAGGCUCGCAAACAAUUAGAAGAUCACAUUGCAAUACGUGGGCCCAUUAUUGAUAAAUUGGAGAGCUUCAUCGGGAAUAACGAAUCGGAGAUUCCUUAUAACUUUGACCCACUGCCUGAAGAAUCGUGCUCAGGACGAAAAUCGACAGUGACACACCAAUGGAUCAAAGAUCUGAUAUCGUCAGUGAAACCAGAAAAUCCAGAGAAAAUUCCCGGUGACUUGGAAAAUCCUUUCUAUCUACCUCCAUUUAUCGAUGAUUUGGAACGGGUUGGGAAAGAAUUUCCACUUUGGACCGGUGCAGCUAUACCAAAUGGUGAGAAACAUGCUUCAUCAGCAUAUCAGGAGGGCUACUUCAAUGCUGUCAGGAACGGAGUCUUCCAGAAUAUGACAUUGCCAUGUGUUUGUCAUGUAUUCUUGAAGAAGCUUUUGGACGAUAUCCUCAGUGGUAAUAUCUAUAUGUCUAAAGAAUUGAAGAAAUUCGUG
Molecule: messenger RNA, 1381 nt
Organism: Fopius arisanus
Lineage: Eukaryota; Metazoa; Arthropoda; Insecta; Hymenoptera; Braconidae
Exons: 1
Source: RefSeq, a predicted model, not a curated record